Messenger RNA from Morus notabilis, 2871 nucleotides. Its product is annotated as receptor-like protein kinase FERONIA. Gene Ontology annotation, molecular function: ATP binding; transmembrane receptor protein tyrosine kinase activity. The record is from RefSeq and is a predicted model, not a curated record. Gene Ontology annotation, biological process: protein autophosphorylation. Gene Ontology annotation, cellular component: plasmodesma; plasma membrane. NCBI's taxonomy places the organism in Eukaryota, Viridiplantae, Streptophyta, Magnoliopsida, Rosales, Moraceae.
UUCUAAAUUUUUUGCCCAAUGUUUUAAGAGAUCAUUCCACACGACGUGUUAGUACUCGGAUUGUUAUCUCUUUUUCUUUAAAGGAGGAGGAUGAAUAACACCUGCAACAACUAUCCUCAUCUCCUUAACAUGAAAAUCAUUCUCGUCCCUUCCUACCUCUCCCUCAUAGUACUACUCCUUGUAUUUACCCUUCGGAUCACAGUUGUGCAGCCGCUUCCAUACCCCGUCGAGGAGAACAUAACCAUUGAUUGUGGCUCCGAAGGGAAAACAACGUCACACGCUAUGCGGAGCUGGGACGGAGACAGGCAAGGUUCAAAAUUUCUUCACUUAUCAGAAGGCCACGAAAACGCAUCAAUCUCUGUACGAGCUGUCGAGAGGCCAGAUGACCCUGUUCCUUACGAAACGGCACGGCUCUCUCGCUCAGAAAUCAGAUACACCAUUCCCCUAAUUCCUGGACCAAAGUUCAUCCGGUUGUACUUCUUCGCAUCUACAUACGAAAAUAAUUACAACCGCUCCAAGGCCUUAUUCUCCGUCAAAGCUGGUCGAUACACCCUACUGAGAAACUUUAGCACUUCGCUUACUGCGGAGGUUGUAUCGAUGCCUGCAGAUCUCUACUACUCAGAAUCUAACGUUAAUAGUGGCAUCGACUUUGUGGGACAGACCGGAUCAUACCGCUUGAGUAACACCGCUCUGGAGACUCUCUAUCGAGUAAAUGUUGGUGGAAAAGAUCUCUCUCCAGCCGAAGACACCGGUUUCUUCCGUAAAUGGGAUGGCAUGUCAACUGCAGAUCUCUCAUACAUGAUUAAUCCUGGUGAAAGUGCUCUAUUAACGAACAGCUCCAUUAAUAUUGCAGAAUAUAUUGCACCCGCAGCUGUUUAUACAACCGCCCGCAGUAUGGGGCCUUCAGAUAUCAAACACAAUCUCACCUGGGAAUUCCCCGUAGAUUCUGAAUUUAGCUACAUGGUACGGCUACACUUUUGUGAGAUUCAACUGGAGAUUAACAAAACAGGUGAUCAGGUUUUCUCAAUUCUCAUAGCAGAGCAAACGGCGGAUGCUCAAGCCGACGUGAUCAAGUGGAGUGGUGCUAAGUACACUCCAUGUUUUCGGGACUUCGUCGUCAAAAUGAUUCGCAAACCAGGACAGAAGAACCUAACUCUUCGCCUCGAUCUGCAAGCAAUCUUCGAUCAUAGCAUAAGUACCUAUCCCAGUGCAAUCUUGAAUGGUAUUGAGAUCUUCAAAUUGAGUGACAACAAUGCCAAUCUUGCUGGUCCAAAUCCUGACCCAAUCCUGCAAUCCCCAUCCGCAAGCCAACAACAGAUGGAACCUGAAAAGAAUCGAACAUCAAUCAUCGCCAUCAUCUGCGGUACUGUAAUUUCCGGUGUAAUUCUACUUGUUGUUCUCGGAUUCUUUAUUCUCCGAAGAGCAAGAAAAGUCAAAGAUUCAACCUCUAAUGAUGGAACUACUUGGUGGGGUCCUCUUUCGUUUACCACGAUCAAGUCAAGCAAGACUCGAGGCUCAUCAUCUUUGCCAUCCGAUUUAUGCCGUUACUUUUCAUUGGCUGAGAUUAAAGCCGCCACUAACAACUUCGAAGAUAUUUUCAUAAUCGGAGUGGGUGGGUUUGGAAACGUGUAUAAAGGGUACAUCGAUAAUGGGACCAAUCCCGUCGCCAUCAAACGACUAAAGUCCGAGUCAUCCCAAGGGGCCCAUGAGUUCAAGACCGAGAUCGAGAUGCUCUCUCAUCUCCGUCACCGCCAUCUCGUCUCUCUAAUCGGCUACUGCAACGAGGACCGUGAGAUGAUCCUCGUCUACGACUACAUGGCACGUGGCACUCUCCGAUGCCAUCUCUACAACACCGAAAACCCACCACUGACGUGGAAACAACGCCUCGAGAUUUGCAUCGGAGCCGCGCGCGGGCUGCACUAUCUCCACACAGGCGCGAAGUACACGAUCAUUCACCGCGACGUGAAGACAACAAACAUUUUACUGGAUGAGAAAUGGGUAGCCAAGGUCUCCGAUUUUGGGCUUUCGAAAAUGGGACCCACUACCAUGUCUAAAGCCCACGUCAGCACAGUCGUCAAGGGCAGUAUCGGGUAUUUAGACCCAGAGUACUACAGACGUCAGCAACUGUCAGAAAAAUCCGACGUGUACUCAUUCGGCGUCGUUUUGUGCGAGGUUCUUUGCGGUAGGCCACCGAUAAUGCGCAACGCCGAGAAGAGACAAGUAAGCCUAGCCGAGUGGGCCCAACACUGUUACCGCAACGGGACACUUCAUCAGAUCAUAGAUCGUAAUCUGACGAGCAAGAUUGUGCCAGAGUGCUUGAAGAAAUACAGUGAAAUCGCGGUGAACUGUAUGCAUGAUAAUGGGAUAGAGAGACCUUCAAUGAACGACGUCGUGUGGGGCCUGGAAUUUGCAAUGCAAUUACAGCAAAAUGCAGAGGACAACGAUAGGAUUGGUGGGGCAAUAAUGGAGGCUAAGGGUGAGGACGAAGUUGCUUUCAUGAAUAAUAACAACAGUGACGGAACGUUCACUUAUACCUGGGAAGAGUCAUUGGAGUUAAAAAGUAGUGUGAUGACUAAAAUUAGUAGCUCUGAGCAGGGAUCCAUUACGGUCGAGUCCAUGAAAGAAAUGUCUGGGGCUGUCUUCUCUGAGAUCAAGGAUCCAAAGGGAAGAUGAGCCAAGUAGGAUACUCAUAAGUAUAUAAGUAUUAACAUAAGUUUUCAACUUGAUCGCUUUGCACUUUAGAGCUUGGAAGAGAUCAUCAGAGGUCUACAUGAUAGAAAGUAGAUGUAUAAUUCAUGAAUAUUUACUAUGUAAUAAGUUAAGUUGUAAGAUCUUGAAAUAUACGUUGCGUAUUAUAUUAUUUGUGUUGAA